This is a messenger RNA of Bipolaris sorokiniana ND90Pr, 486 nucleotides long. RefSeq lists its product as uncharacterized. NCBI's taxonomy places the organism in Eukaryota, Fungi, Ascomycota, Dothideomycetes, Pleosporales, Pleosporaceae. The record is from RefSeq and is a predicted model, not a curated record. The transcript has 3 exons. The coding region runs from base 64 to 381 and encodes 105 amino acids.
CACUCCAUAGUACAGACUUCGCAGCAGCUAUCAAACAUAUUUAUCCUAAUAAUCUAGCUCAUCAUGAAGACAUCUGUCAUUGCUUCCCUCUUCGCCUCUUGCGCUUUGGCGCAAGUCCUUACCGUCAACCAACUGAAUACGGAGCUUGCCAAGAUCUGCCAGGGAAAGCAGCCUGGUGAUGCUUGCAACUGGAACUACAGCUAUUCCUUCCCAGCAUACCCCGGACCAGGCACCACGAUCCAGACCUGCAAGGCCACAACUUUCUGCAAUUGUGGUAACAGCCCAAAAGUCUGCACAGUUGGAAGUCCUGAAUAUCAACAGAACACCCUGAUAUGCCAGACGCCUCCCGCCAGUGCUUGCACCAAGAGGACAAUUUCUUGAAUACUUGAUGGGCUGUCAAGACGAGUUGGAAGUCAAUCAAAGGCCGUGCUGUGCAUCCUCGUGUCAGCCUUACGUAGUAGUUUAUAAAUCUAGACAAAUGGACCA